Molecule: messenger RNA, 1203 nt
Organism: Capsella rubella
Lineage: Eukaryota; Viridiplantae; Streptophyta; Magnoliopsida; Brassicales; Brassicaceae
Exons: 5
Coding region: 132-1028 (298 amino acids)
Source: RefSeq, a predicted model, not a curated record
UUUCUAUUUUUCUUUUCUGAUUUAAAAGUUUUUUUUUUUUAAAGAGAGAAUCAAAAAGAUAUUUUUGUUCAUUGAAGUGUCUCAAGAAAAACCUUUUCACAGUCUCUUUGGAAUCAGGAAGAAAGAGAAAAAUGGAAAGAAACACGCCGGUGAGAAACCCUCACACUUCCACCGCCGAUCUGCUUUCUUGGUCGGAAACCCCUCCUCCUGACCACUCUACAACCCCUUCCGCCGCUCGUUCUCACCAGCCGUCCGAUGGAAUCAGCAAGGUUCUCGGCGGAGGUCAGAUCACAGAUGAGGAAGCUCAGUCCUUCAAUAAGCUGAAGAAUUGUUCAGGGUACAAGUUAAAAGAGAUGACUGGGAGUGGCAUAUUUACUGAUAAGGCAAAAGUCGGGUCUGAAUCCGAUGCUACCGAUCCAAAGACUGGACUCCGUUACUAUCAGCAAACUCUGAAUGGAGUGAGUCAGAUAUCAUUCAGCGCAGACGGGAAUGUUUCCCCGAAGAAACCUACCACUUUAACCGAGGUCGCAAAGCAAAGAGAGCUGAGCGGAAACUUGCUCACAGAGGCAGACUUAAAGAGCAACAAGCAGAUAUCGAGUGCUAAGAUCGAAGAGAUCAGUGGUCAUAACAUCUUUGGACCUCCACCUGAGAUUCAGACUCGGUCUUUGGCUGCUGCACAACAAGAAGCUAGAGGAAACAGAGACAUGGGAGAGCCUGCACCAAGGAACUUACGUACUUCUGUGAAAGUUUCCAAUCCUGCAGGAGGACAAAGCAACAUACUAUUCAGUGAAGAUCCUGUUGUGAAGACAUCAAAAAAGAUACAUAACCAGAAGUUUCAGGAACUCACAGGGAACGGUAUUUUCAAAGGCGACGAAUCACCUGGUACUGCAGAUAAGCAGUUAAGCUCAGCUAAACUCCGGGAAAUGAGCGGAAACAAUAUUUUUGCAGACGGGAAGUCAGAAUCCCGGGACUACUUUGGUGGUGUGAAGAAGCCUCCCGGCGGUGAAAGCAGCAUUUCAUUGGUCUAAGACUGGGGACUUAUUUGGUAUUAACCGUGAUUACGUUUCAGGUUCUUUAGAAUUUAGUUUCUUUAGAGUCUUCAUCUAUGUGUACGGAUCUUAAAGAACUUUUGGGUGUUGUUGUUUCUACUUUCUAGUCUUCAUCUAUGAACUUAUAUAUAUCUGAUCCUUGCUGUUGUACCAA